Molecule: messenger RNA, 3114 nt
Organism: Jatropha curcas
Lineage: Eukaryota; Viridiplantae; Streptophyta; Magnoliopsida; Malpighiales; Euphorbiaceae
Product: Tetratricopeptide repeat (TPR)-like superfamily protein
Biological process (GO): RNA modification
Molecular function (GO): RNA binding; protein binding
Source: RefSeq, a predicted model, not a curated record
UUUUUUUGGUUCUCCCUGGUCCGAGACCGGACCGACCUGAUCAGACGAGCUUAAAACUUUUUCAAGCCCGAUGUGAAAAUAAAAAAAAAAAAUGUAUAGAAAAUGUUCUUUUUUUUCUCCAUUCAGCCCAAGCUGAGUUGAUACUAUUCCUAUGAACACGUGUAAUGCUCAAAAGCAGGCAAAAUCUAUUACCAGACAACCGAAGCGAAAACAAUGAGAGAAAUAACUUCAAAUCGUUAGAUACAUGAGAAGUGGGGAGAGCAAAAACUAAAGUGGAGCAAAAAUAACAUAAACUAAUGUAGCCUGGAGAGCGGUGUGCGGUUAGUAUGUAAACUGGUUUGGCGCUUUUUAGUUUCCAUUUUAGUGAAAGGUUUCCAUUCUUCUUUCAUCUGUACCAUUUACCUGCAGGUGUCAUUUUCUUUAGAAACAAUAUUAGCUCGUGUUCAGAUUAAGAAAAGAACAAUGACACUGUACAUGCCACUAUUUAGGUCUUGCAGAAGCUUAAGAUCAUUAGUCCAACUCCACGCUCAUCUCUUGGUCACUGGUCUCCACAAUGACCCACAAGCUUCUACCAAGCUUAUUGAGUCUUAUGCUCAAAUGGGUUCUCUUCGAUAUUCCAAAUUUACCUUUGAAGCCUUCCAAAACCCGGAUUCUUUCAUGUGGGGUGUGCUUAUUAAGUGCCAUGUAUGGUCCAGUUUAUUUGGGGAAGCUAUUUCGCUGUAUAACAAGAUGGUUUAUAAAGAAAUUCAGAUUAAUGACUUCAUAUUUUCUUCAGUUUUAAGAGCUUGUGGUGGUUUUGGUGAUCUGGGUGUUGGUGAAAAGAUACAUGGAAGGAUAAUUAAAUGCGGUUUUGAUCUUGAUUCUGUUGUUGAGACCUCGCUUCUUGGAAUGUAUGGAGAUUUAGGUUGCAUAAAUGAUGCAAGGAAGGUGUUUGAUAAUAUGUCUAUAAGAGAUGUAGUUUCUUGGAGUUCAAUGAUUUCUUGUUAUUUUGAAAAUGGGGAGGUAAAUGAAGGAUUGGAAAUGUUUCGAUUGUUGGUAUUAAAAGAUGUUGAAUUGGAUUCGGUGACAAUGUUGAGCAUUGCUGAGGCUUGUGGUGCAUUAGGUUUGACCAUGGCUAGGUCAGUACAUGGUUAUAUAGUAAGGAGGGGAAUUCAAAUUUGUGGGCCAUUGAAUGAUUCUCUUGUUGUCAUGUAUUGUAAGUGCAAUGAUUUAUCUAGUGCAGAGAGGAUAUUUGUAAAUAUAUUUAACCGGAGUGUUGCUUCAUGGACAGCAAUGAUCUCCUGCUAUAAUCAAUUUGGUUGGUUUAAAGAAGCACUAGGAGUUUUUGUUGAGAUGCUAAAAUCUAAAGCAGAGCCUAAUGCAGUUACAAUAAUGGCUGUUUUAAGUUCUUGUGUUGGGUUUAGCAUGUUUAGAGAAGGGAGGUCAGUUCAUUCUUAUGUAGUUAAGCAUAUGGAACUCAAUGAUGAUUUUCUAGGGCCAGCAUUAAUAGAAUUAUAUGCUAAAUGGGGUAAAUUAAGGCAUUGUGAGACAGUUCUUCACGCCAUUGGAAAGAGAAAUAUUGUAUCAUGGAACAUGCUUAUAUCGGUUUAUGCAUCACAAGGCUUGUUGAAGGAGGCAUUAGUAAUAUUUGUGCAAAUGCAGACACAAGGACUACUACCAGACUCUUUUAGCUUGUCAAGUUCUCUCUCAGCCUGUGCAGAUAUAGGUUUAUUACAGCUUGGGCAGCAAAUGCAUAGUUAUGCCAUCAAAAGGCAUAUUGUGGAUGAGUUUGUUCAGAAUUCACUAAUUGACAUGUACUCAAAAUGUGGUCUUGUUGAUUUAGCUUACUUGAUAUUUGGUAAUAUCCAACCUAAAAGUGUUGUAGCAUGGAAUUCUAUGAUUUGUGGGUUUUCUCAGAAUGGUAAUUCACUGGAGGCAAUUAGUCUCUUCGAUCAAAUGUACCUGAACUGUCUUGACAUGAAUGAAGUAACCUUCUUGACUGCAAUUCAAGCUUGCUCCCAAAUUGGACAUCUUGAAAAGGGAAAAUGGGUUCACCACAAACUCAUUACCUAUGGAAUAAAGGAGGAUCUUUAUAUUAAUACUGCUCUGGUUGACAUGUAUGCGAAGUGUGGAGACCUUCUAACAGCAAAAGAAGUAUUCAAUAGCAUGCCAGAAAGAAGUGUGGUGUCCUGGAGUGUCAUGAUUGCUGGAUAUGGAAUGCAUGGUGAUGUUGAUGCCGCUAUCUCACUCUUCUCUCAAAUGGUUCAGCUGGGAAUAAAACCAAAUGACAUUACCUUCAUGAAUAUUUUAUCAGCUUGCAGUCAUUCAGGAUAUGUGGAAGGAGGAAAGUUUUAUUUUAACUCAAUGAAGCAUUUCGGAGUGGAACCUAACCCAGAACACUUCGCUUGUAUGGUUGACCUUCUAAGUCGUGUUGGUGAUCUCAAUGAAGCCUAUAGAAUAAUAAAUUCAAUGCCAUUUCCUGCAGAAGCUGGCAUCUGGGGUGCUUUACUUAAUGGAUGUCGAAUACACAGGAGAACGGAUAUGAUCCGAAGGAUUGAAGAAGAUCUAGUAGAUAUGAAAACAGAUGAUACUGGAUACUACACCCUAUUGUCUAAUAUUUAUGCAGAAGAAGGUAAGUGGGAUGAAUCCAGGAAGGUGAGAUCAGUAAUGAAAUGGAUAGGUCUGAAGAAGGUCCCAGGAUACAGUAUUAUAGAGCUGGAUAAGAAAGUUUAUAGAUUUGGAGCAGGAGAUAUAUCUCAUUGGCCAAUAAAAGAAAUUUACAACUUUUUGGAAAAUUUUCAAAGUUUGGCUCUGGAAAAUUUACAAUAAGAAGGUCCCAUCUGUCUAAUAAUCAUAGUUAUUAAAGGCGCGCCUUAAUUAAGGCUCAAGGGCUUCCGCCUCAACAAUGCUGAGGCGGGCAACUUCACUCAGGCUAUCACCUCAGGGUAGAGGCGUGCGCCUUUUUUGCGCCUAAGGCUUUCUCUGCUGAGGCGGGCAACUUCACUCAGGCUAUCACCUCAGGGUAGAGGCGUGCGCCUUUUUUGCACCUAAGGCUUGAGAAAGGCGCGCCUUUCUAUUUUUUGUUUUCCAGAACAAAUCACCUGGGGUUUUUUUUUUUUUUUUUUUCAAUAUAAA